AUGAGUAAUGUCAACAGUAUUACAAACAUGUCGCCCAUAUUGUCAAGUGUAUUUAGACGAUAUUAUCGUGUUUUCAGGAUCAAUCGAAGAGCUUGUCCAACAUUUAUAUCAAGUAUUGAAGUGUUUACUGCAAAACAAUUUGAAAUUAAAUCCACAAAAUGUACGACCGAACAGCCAAAAAUAGAUUAUUUGGGACAUACAAUUACACCCCUCAAUGACAAAAUUAAUGCAAUUUUAAGAUUAAAAGAACCGAGAACACUGAAAGAAACUAAUCAUUUUUUAGGUGCGCUUGCAUGGUAUCGUAAGUUUAUACCCAAAUUCGCAGAAAUUGCAGCGCCGAUUCAUGCUGUUACCAACCUUACAAAGAAAAAUCGUUACAAAUUUAAAUGGCAAGAGCAACAAUCAAAUUCAUUUUAUGAUUUGAAGGAAAAAUUAACAGCUGCACCAUUGUUAUUACAAUUUCCAAAUGAUAAAUACCCAUUGAUCCUGAGCACCGAUGCAUCAAAUAAAGGAAUUAGUGGAAUACUCCGCCAGGAAAUAGAUGACCAAGUAUACAAUAUAUAUUAUCAUUCACAAGUGAUAACAGAAGUGGAGCAAAAUUAUGAUAUAAUCGAAAAGAAAGCAUUGGCAAUAUGGCAAUGGUUCGAACGAAUGAGAACGUAUCAGCGGACGACCAAUUAUAGCUUAUACAGAUCACUGCCUGCUAUGCCGUAUGAUGAAAAAAGAUGUUAA
Didymodactylos carnosus is the source of this 732-nucleotide messenger RNA. The record is from the annotation of a GenBank genome assembly. Lineage: Eukaryota; Metazoa; Rotifera; Eurotatoria; Philodinida; Philodinidae.